Silurus meridionalis is the source of this 4827-nucleotide messenger RNA. Its product is annotated as carbohydrate sulfotransferase 3-like. Gene Ontology annotation, cellular component: Golgi membrane. NCBI's taxonomy places the organism in Eukaryota, Metazoa, Chordata, Actinopteri, Siluriformes, Siluridae. The record is from RefSeq and is a predicted model, not a curated record. Gene Ontology annotation, molecular function: chondroitin 6-sulfotransferase activity; N-acetylglucosamine 6-O-sulfotransferase activity. Gene Ontology annotation, biological process: carbohydrate metabolic process; N-acetylglucosamine metabolic process. The transcript is spliced from 3 exons. The coding region runs from base 1450 to 2730 and encodes 426 amino acids.
UAUUCAAAAUCAAAUUUAUUUUCAUUUAUUUACUUAUUACUUAUUUUUUCGAAUGUAUUUAAAUGUCAUGAUGCCUUGUAUUAUUAGAACAUAAUUAUUAUUGUAUUUUUGAUCACAUUUAAUAUAAAUGCAUGCAGUUUCUAUAUAUUUAUAUAAAGACUAUAUAAAGAAACGAGCAGAAUGUUGAACACGUGUGUGGAGUUGAGCGUGAGUGCGUCAGACGUGUCGUAUUUGAUGGAGAAUGCUGAAGAUAAGACGUUAUUAAAACAAUUCGGUAAGAUAAAUGUUUUCAUUUCCCUGCUUCAAGUGUUCCUGAUGUGCAGUGUGUGUGUGUGUGUGUGUGUGUGUGUGUGUGUGUGUGAGUGUGUGUCAGAGGUGGGUAGAGUAGCCAAAAAGUGUACUCAAGUAAAAGUACUGUUACUUCACAAUACUAUGACUCAAGUAAAAGUAAAAAGCAGACAUCCAAAUAAUUACUACUAAAUAAAAGUACUUGGUGAAAAAACUACUCAAGUACUGAGUAACUGUUGAGUAACGUCUGAUUUAUUUUUAACACAACAAUUAGACAGACAAAAAUACAUUACAAUUAAUUACAAAAUAGCUUAAAUUAAAAUAAUUCAGGUAAAUUCAAGUAUUUAAUAACUAAAAUAACUAAAAUAAUAAUAAAUAAAAAAUAAAUACGCACAAGUAACACACAUUUCCAAACCUUUAUACUUUUUUUUCCUUUAUUAUCAUACUGUGUGUGUGUGUGUGUGUGUGUGUGUGUGUGUGUGUGUGUGUGUGUGUGAAUAUAGAGAUUUUUAGUCUGUAUAAAUCACAGAGCUGGGUUUUCCUCCUCGUGUGUGUCUGCAUUGCUGACGGUUGAUUCUGACGUGUGUGUGUGUGUGUGUGUGUUGAUCACUAACUCGUCCCGCCUCUGAGAUUGAGUAUAGUAACGUGACGAGCUGCACAACUACGUUUGAUUGGUGAAACACAGUCACGUGGUAGAGGCUUAGCGGAAGUUUCUCUCUCUGUCAAAAUAAAACAUUAAAUUGAUGCGUAGAAUAACAAAGAGGUCAAAAGAAAAGUAACGAGCUCAUUGUAGCCUAAUGUAGCGGAGUAAGAGUACAGUUUCUUCUUCACAAAUCUACCCAAGUAAAAGUAAAAGUAUAGUGAUUUUAGAACUACUACUAGAAGUAUCAUUUUUUCAAAAACUUACUCAAGUAACUGUAACGGAGUAAAUGUAACUCGUUACUUCACACCUCUGGCGCGCGCGCGUGUGCGCGUGUGAGCGCGCGCGCGUGUUAUAAUGAGGAUAUUAUUGCGCUUGUGUGAAGAGUGUCGGUGUUAUUUAUAUGAUGCAGCAGUUCAGUAAACCCAUUACUUCCUGAGGAAGGCUUGUGGUUUUGGCUUGUUGAAGAGCUGAGAGGACCAGAGCCCUGGAGGUUGAACCCAAAAUCUAAACUCACAAUAAUGAAGAUUAAAUACACCAUCUCCUUGAUCUUCAUCGUGGCUGUGGUGAUCAUCGAGAAGGAGAACAACAUCAUCUCCAAGGUUUCGGAUAAACUGGCUCUGAAGCAGACGCCUCAGACUCCCCUCCCCUCGUCUAUCCGCCAGAAUGGCUCCAGUGUCCCAGUCCUGUCUGAGCUCGAUUUCUCGUCCUACCUGGAAGUAAAAUGGCGUCUGGAGAACAUCACGAGUGAGCCGAGCGAAGGCAGGAAACACAUCCUCCUACUGGCCACAACGCGAACAGGGUCCUCAUUUGUGGGCGAGUUCUUUAACCAGCACGGCUCCAACAUGUUCUACCUGUUCGAGCCCCUUUGGCACGUGGAACGCAUGCUAACUCUGGAGGGUGGUCGGACCAAUGGUACGGCUUUGACGCAGACUUAUCGUGAUGUUCUCCGCCAGCUCUUCCUGUGCGACUUCUCAAUGCUGGAGACUUUCAUCGAGCCACCGCCGAAGGAUCACGUGACCACGAGACUGUUCCGGCGCGGGUCUAGCCAGUCUCUGUGUAACGAUCCCGUCUGCACGCCGUUUGUUAAGAAGGGCUACGAGCCUUACCAUUGCCAUAACCGGCGUUGCGCUGCACUGAACCUCACGCUAGCAUCCCUGUCCUGUCUGGAGAAAGAAAACCAUGCAAUAAAGUCCGUACGAGUACGCCAACUAGAGACUCUACGAUCAUUAGCAGAAGAUCCAAGACUUGAUUUGAAAGUUAUUCAGCUGGUCCGGGACCCUCGGGCCAUGUUAGCAUCCCGCAUGGUGGCCUUCGCGAACAAAUACGAGCACUGGAAGAGGUGGAUUAUGGAUGGAGACAUUCCAGAGGACGACAACGAAGUCAGGAAACUUAAAGGAAACUGCGAGAACAUCCGCGUGUCUGCUGAAGUGGGUCUCAGACAGCCCCCGUGGUUGCGUGGACGGUACAUGCUAGUGCGUUAUGAGGACAUCGCCAUGUUCCCCAUGCUUAAAGCAGCUGAGAUGUACCGAUUCACCGGCAUUCCGUUCACUCCGCAGGUGAAAGACUGGAUCUUGAGAAACACGCAAGCAUCCGAUAAGGCAAGCGGAGUCUAUUCCACCCAGAAGAAUUCAUCCCAGCAAGUGGAAAAAUGGAGGUUCAAUAUGCCCUUUAAACUUGCGCAGAUGGUUCAGAAACUUUGCAGACCCACCAUGAGUUUGUUUGGGUACACAUUCGCAGAAAGCGAAGAGAUGCUGACCGACAGAUCCAUCAGCUUGAUUGAAGAAAGGACUUUCUUAUGAUCACAGAACUUUUUUUUUACACAGAACAUUGACAUUCUUUAUAGAAAAGUUUUUAAUUCUAUUUAUUAUGGAGAUGAUUAUAGUUUAAAAACAUCCGAAACAUCACCUUCACGAACAUCAAGGAGACAUGAGGAGAAAUCAAUUUCAUGAUCGUGUGCCUACAACAUUUUCUACUCCAUUUUCGCUGUCCGUGAUGAAAUUGCAGAAUGCACGUGGGUCAGAACGUCACGUUACACCAUUAGCCUGGACACUUUUUGCUACCCCCUCGUAUCAUGCGUUUCAGGUUUCUCCUCAACUACGAAUUCUGCUUUUACUCUAAAGACCUAAGACAUUUUUUGGAAUACCAGGAAACAGCACUUAAAAACCAAAAAACAACCAAAAACACAAACGCUAUUCCUGCAGUGUCGGUGUUUGCUAAUAUUCAGGAUCCAGAGUAUUAUCCAAAAUUUCCACGGACUAACUGCUGUUGGAAUGCUGACGCAGACGUUUCUUUGAUGUUAUUAAGAAUGCUAGCUGGCUCGGGCAGCAGAUAGAUUAGACCAGGUUCAUAAAUUAGCUAGCAUAACAGAUUCUUACGCAUCGGAUUUUCUAGCUAUGAAGCUAAUCAUGUUGUUUUUUAUGUCAGUUGGUUACGAGUGAUUGAGCCAGAUUUCUCCACGUCAUUUUUGUAAUCAGAGCAGUAGAAUACGUAGCUGAAUGUUUUCUGUUCGCUUUCAUGCUAGGUUUGUUUGAAAGCUUGAAGCUGCCUGUUUUUUCUGCUUCUCCACACGUUUGCUAUGCUGUAAGUGUCUGUAUUUGGAGGGAAUUCACACUCAGCGUAUUUGUAUGUGUGUGUGUGUGUGUGUGUGUGUGUGUGUGUGUGUGUGUGUGUGUGUGUACUAUGUGUAUUAGGGCAUUCCUUCUGCAGCUGGCUUGCAGAAAGGUGUGAAUUCAGAGAGGUUUUGGCUGUAGACAAGUUCUGUCAACACUUCUAAUUGACGUUAACGUGCGAAAAUGUCGGCGCCCAUACACCGUGGCGUGUUCCAAUUUUGUUUUUAAUGUACGACAUGUCGACUUGCCUUCGUCCUGUGUGUGGUGUUUACGAAACACGUCAACGUGGUGGAAGCAAAAAAAAGAUCAACGAAUCAGCUAACUAGCUGCUUUACAAUCUGAAAAAAGCUAGCUGUCUUUCCCACGAUCUAGAUGAGGACUUAGCUGGGGCCUAAGUGUGCUAACAAGCUACUGAGCAAACGCACUAGCACAGUUUUAGCUUUUAAUUACACAUAGAAAGCUGUAGUAAUGAAACAUGAUAAUCAGCUGAUUCACUUGUUUUCUACAUUAUGCUAGCUGCUAUUUUAAUGAUUGAAUUUGCUAGUUAAAUUACUAGCAUGUUAACUAGCUAGCAGAUGUCAAUUGCAGGUAAAGGAGUGAAGCAGUAAACCUUGCUAAACAGCUUAUUAUGGAUAGAGGUUUUAAAACAGCCGAUCUUUCAGCUAAUCAUUUGAAUCACCAGCUGUCAAAGAUUGCUAGAUAUUUUGGUAUUUAGCUAGCAUAAACUUAGCAACCCAUCAGCAAAAAAACUGGUGUAUUAAUCAGCUUCAGUUUCUUAAAACAGAUUAUCAUCUGGUUUACAAAGCUAGAUAUGGUUAUCUUAUGGUUAUUAGUUGGCUAGCAAGCUAGCAUUCUAAUCAGCUAGCACAGUUUUAGCUGUCUAACACCUGUGUAUUACAGAUAGAGGAGUUUGCUAAUUAGCUAGUGUUCUCUAGUUACAGGUUCUGAAGUAGCUAGUAUGCUAGUUCUAAUGCUAAUCACCAUGUUGGGUUACUCACAAGCUAGCUUGCUAACUCUUUCAUAGCAUAAAACAUAUCCCUUUAUUUGAGUAACACUUUAGAUUAUUAACAAGCUAAAGUGCUAGGUUUGUUUGUUUACCAGCAAGUUAGCAUACCUGAUAGCUACCGGUAGUUCAUUUAUAUAUAAAGAAGCAGUAUUGAGGAUUGAAACAUGCUAAUUAGAUGAUCACUAUGCUAGCCCUUUAUCGAAUUCAACAGUGAUGUGUUAAAUGCUGGAUUGGAACACAGCCUGGUGGUUUUAUUUAUAAUAAAAGAAAAAAGAAAAUGA